Cucurbita moschata (crookneck pumpkin) is the source of this 4089-nucleotide messenger RNA. RefSeq names its product calmodulin binding protein PICBP-like. Lineage: Eukaryota; Viridiplantae; Streptophyta; Magnoliopsida; Cucurbitales; Cucurbitaceae. Bases 225 to 3866 code for a protein of 1213 amino acids. The record is from RefSeq and is a predicted model, not a curated record. Gene Ontology annotation, molecular function: calmodulin binding. The transcript has 2 exons.
UGGCCUGGCAGGCUUGUGCAUUUGUGCAAGUCAAGAAAUCCUUUUCUUUACUCACACAUUCAAAUACGUCUUCAAAUUCUCGUCCGCAGACUACAAAUCUGAUCAAUUCAAUACAAUAACCUUGAGAUUUGCUUUCGAGGAACGAUUUCAAUCCUUUGUUUUCCUCGCCCGAUCGUUGUUUUUCCUAAAUCUAUUUCUGAUUCUGGUGUGGCUGAUUCGAGAGAAUGAUCGACGUGGAUUCUCAUCAUCGUCGGCAUCAUCAUCACUCGCAAUCGGAAGAUGAUCGCAGAAAUGAAGAUGGAAUCCCGAGCUUGGAAAAAUCAACUGCUGGAGAAGGGACAUCUGAGUUCAGUUUCGGUAUUGUUUCGUCGUCGUCGUCGUCUUCUUCUUCUUCGUCAAGCUAUGGAGAUUCUACUACAAAUUCUGUUUCUGAUUCGUCGCCGAAUUUCAUGAAGACCACUAGGAGCUCGGAAGCGAGAAGAAACUACUCUCAGAAAUCAGUGGCAAGCCGCUCUGGUUCAAAGCCUACGAGGACUAUGGCGAGAAUGUCGAGUUCUAGAUUCAAAAGGACAUUGAUAAGGAAAUCUUCCGAUCAAGGAGAAUUGCAAUCUCCGGUAAGUUCCCGCAGAUCUAAAUUAGGGAAUCGGAAUAAUGGACAAAAGAAUAGUGAUGUUUCUGCGGUUUAUUCAAAAUCAAAUUCGGUGAUCUCGGGGAUAAUGUUAACUAGAAAGGCAUCACUAAAACCUGUGAGGAAGUUCGCGAAAUUGGCUGCUUCCAAGUCUAAGAAAUAUUCCAAAAUGGAAAUGUCUGAGUUACAUCCAGAAUCAUGUGUUGAAAAGAUGACUUGUUCUUCAGCCCUCAAGGGUUCUAAGUUUUCUGAUAACAUUGAGAUCCAACCUGGAGAAGAGAAAGAAUCUGAAAAACUUGCUGUAAAGAAGAUUUGUCCUUACAGUUACUGUUCCCUCCAUGGCCAUUCUCAUAGAAAUGCUGCUCCAUUGAAGCGUUUCAAGUCCAUGAGGAAACGUGCCAUGAGAGCUCAGAAAAACAAGACUGAGAGCGAACCGCCUUUUCGAGCCAAACAAUCUGGAAAACGUAAGGAAGGUAUUCAAGCAAGCAAAAUGGUGAGUAGAGAAGGACAAGUAGCUAAUGAGAACACAGGCAAACCGGUAUCCACUGUAGAGGAAGAAUUCCGUCCUAGUGUUCUUAUGGAUACCGAUUCGAAAGGGAAAGAUAAUUUUGAUGCAGGUGAAUGCAGCAGCUUGAAGGAAAGUUUGGGCUCUUCUGCUGUUGAUUAUGAGCAAAUGGGAUGUCAAAGUUGUCCAAGUGAAGCUGGUGAGAAGCUCAAGGGAGAUUUGGCAGCGGAAAUGGAUAGUCUAUCGCGUUCGAGCUCUAGCUCGAGUAUCAGCUUAAAUAUUACAGCAGAAGUGCAGGAGAUUAAUCCAAAGUAUGUCAGAAUGUGGCAGUUGGUAUAUAAGAAUGUUGUGGACAGCGACUCUGCCAAUGCUGAUAAUGAACUACCUGUUCUUCAGGUGAAGGAAACAUCAAAGGACGUUGACAACAAAUUGGUAUUAGACACCAACUCCAGCUCCUUUAAGCUUGUCACCAAUAUAGAUCAGGAAGGAGCAGAUGUGUCUCCUGAUGCAGCUGCCAAUAGAAAACUUGAGCUCUUCAAGAGGGAAGCUGUUAAGUUAGUGCAAGAUGCUUUUGAUAGAAUCCUUCUCCCGGAGAUUCGAGACCAAUCCCCUCGACCUCGUGAUGAGAAUUCAGGAGAGAAGCUGUGGGGAAGGAUUCCGGCUGAAGUUAGAGGAUCAAGCUUCUUAAUGCCUUCUUCCAGUACUCAUUCUGCUGGAGAGGAUCUUGCACAAGAUCGAGACGAAAUGGGAACUAAAGUCGAAAAUAAAACGUCCAUGGAAGAAAAGAAAACAAUGCCAAUUGAAAACACGUCAACAAAUAAGUCAGUAGCUAAGGGAUGGAGUAACCUGAAAAAGCUAAUCCUUCUCAAGAGAUUUGUCAAGGCUUUGGAGAAAGUAAAGAAGAUUAACCCACAGAAGCCACGUUUUCGACCUCUUAAUCCUGACCCAGAAGAAGAGAAGGUUCAUCUCCAGCGUCAAACGACAGAAGAACGAAAAAACAGCGAGGAAUGGAUGCUUGAUUAUGCAUUACAACAGGUUAUCUCAAAAUUAGAACCAGCUCAGAAGAAGAGAGUUUCUCUGCUUGUAGAAGCUUUUGAAACAGUUCUUCCAUUGCCUGGAGUUGAGGCUCCCAUCAGGACCAAAGUAGCUUCUCCUGUAGAUUCUCAACAAGAUCAUGGAGUUUCUGAUGGAACUGAUAAAGAAAGCAAACGUCAAAACGGUGCUGAUGAUACCGUUCUUGGGAACUUUUCGAACAUGAAGAACAUUUUCAAAGCAUCUGCAGGCCAAGCAAACAGUAUUACCAAGUUAGAAAACCAGAAUUCAAUGACGUUCUUUAAUAAAGAUGAAGCAAACUUAGAAUAUCUUGAGAAAUCAGAACAAGAUCAAGCUGUUCAUGAAACUACUGGUAGAGGGUGGCAGCUAGUAGGGGACGUUGCUACUCGCAAUCUCGAUAAGGUAGAAGAAGGGAUCACUGUAAAAGGAGGCUAUCCCGUGUCGGUUGAUAUACGCUUGCCAGAGGUCAAAGAUGCCAUUUUAGAUAAUGAGACCUCCAAGAAGCCAGAAGACACUAGCCAUCAAGAAGUUUCAGUGAAUGGAAAGCUUCUAAAGAUUUCAAAAAGGGUAAUUGCACGUUUAAACUCGGAACUACUUCAUAACGGAGAUCUGGAGGCUGACCAAACAAUAUCCAAAAACGAUAGCUCGAUCAGCUUAACCGGUGGAGUAUCUGAUACAUCCAAAAGCCUCUCAUCAGAAGAGUAUGAGACAUCAGCAAUAGCUAGAACCCUCACUUCCGAAGAACACGAGAAAUCGACCGAAGUCAAUAAUUUCGAACAUUGCACCUCAGCAAAUGAACUACUAGAAAAAACAAGGGCGGCUAUAUUCGAUAGAAGUCGGAUAGCUCAAUUGAAAGCUGGUUCCACACAAGCAGAAUCUGUUUCCAGCAUUGGUGAAGCAAAUGAAACACAGUUCGAGCCAAAAAAGAAUGCAAGCAUGUGGUUCUUGAUAUACAAGCACAUGGCUUCGAGCAUUGAUGCUAAAGAUGGUUUGAAACCUCUUGUCAGUCAGGAGACUAACAAAGAUGAAAAGGAAUUUUCUUCAAGAAAACAAAACAAGGAAAUGGAAGACGGGUUUGUGAACGAUCCAGACGUGAAGCUCCGAUGCAUUGAAGCAGUAAAGCUAGUAAACGAAGCAAUUGACGAUAUCCCUCUUCCAGAAAACAGUACCUCACCUGACGAUCGAUCAUUCUCCGACAACUCGAAUAGAGACCAAGCAUUAGAAGAGAAACAAGACGCCUCCGAAAUAACAGAUAGAAGAAAAGAGGUACACAAUACUACUGAUUCUAAUAGCGAAGAACGACCGGUGAAGUCUGUCGAUGCGAACAGCCAGGAGGAGGAUGGAAAAGAGCAAAACAUGGGAAGAAAACACAAUCAGCAAGUUCUAAAGAAUUGGAGCAAUCUGAAAAAAGUGAUUCUUCUGAAGAGAUUUAUCAAAGCAAUGGAAAAAGUAAAGAAAUUCAAUCCAAAACGACCAAACUUUUUGGGUGUGGAGCAAGAUGCAGAAUCAGAGAAAGUUCAGCUGAGGCAUCAAGACACAGAAGAUAGAAAGAACGCAGAGGAAUGGAUGCUUGAUUACGCACUUCGACAGGCCGUGGCCAAACUCACUCCUGCUCGUAAGCGAAAAGUCGACUUGCUCAUACACGCUUUCGAGACCGUUAAUCCAACAACCAGAAAGUGAGAAUCCUACAAGUUAUUUACUUCCUUUCAGUUCUUUAUUUCAUAUUAUUUUUUGUGUUUGGUCUGGCAGAGAAAAAGGGUUACUUCCAUGGUUCAUAUAUUGUGAAAUUUGUUGUGAUUUUGAGAAGUUUGGAGAGUUGGAUUGUGAAUAUGAAGAAUAGCACAAGAACUUGUAGAUGCAUCAGAUGAGCUGUAUGCUUCACUGUCUUCAUCCUUCUUUGCUA